Messenger RNA from Hermetia illucens (black soldier fly), 2476 nucleotides. It is a transcript of the gene Gycalpha99B, whose product is annotated as head-specific guanylate cyclase. Lineage: Eukaryota; Metazoa; Arthropoda; Insecta; Diptera; Stratiomyidae. The record is from RefSeq and is a predicted model, not a curated record. The coding region runs from base 180 to 2186 and encodes 668 amino acids. Gene Ontology annotation, molecular function: guanylate cyclase activity; heme binding. The transcript is spliced from 8 exons. Gene Ontology annotation, biological process: cGMP biosynthetic process; response to oxygen levels. Gene Ontology annotation, cellular component: guanylate cyclase complex, soluble.
CAGUACAAGUUUCUGUAGUCGAGUGGAGGUGAUUGAAAAAGUCGGACGCAGAAUAAGGAAUUUUACAAAGGUCGGGAAUCAAGGGAGAAGUUGUAAUCCUUAUCAAUAUCUUCCCUGGAAAUAAGAUACUUAGCUGACGUUCUAUCGAUUUGUUGCAGAUUAGCGGGAGUUGCAAGAAGAUGUCUUGCCCAUUCAUUCGGCGUUCAGAUUCUUUGCCACGGCAAGCAUCCGUGGCGGAGAAUCCUUCGUGGGUCCUGGAGGAUGACUUGGUUGAGCAAUCUGAUGAUGCUUUGACAUUGACACACUUGCAGAUGGCCAUAGAGUUGCUCACUGCUCCCUCGAAUGAAGAUAUCAGCGUGGCUGUAAUAUCGCUGGUGGAUAAGUACAGCAGUCGGUGGCCUAAUAUCGUUAAUCUAAAAGUUGGAUCAGAAACAUUAAAAGUCUAUCCCAACUAUGACUAUUUGGCGGAUAUUCAAGACAUCCUAUUGGAUAUGGACGAAGUUAGUGCAAGUGAAAUACUCAUUCUGCUGGGAGAAGAGCUGAUGACUAUGCAUUGUACGGGAAUAAUAGAACGCGCUUUCCGGAGUUUGGGAGCAGAUUUCCAGGAAUUUUUGGGAUCAUUGGAUGGUGUAUAUGAUGUAUUGAAAAUUCAGGAGGAAGGCGUUACAGAUACCGGUUUUGUUUGUGCCGGAGAAGGCGAGCUGAUUUUCACUUCUGAACGUCCAGUAAUUGCUUGGCUUCUUCUAGGAUCACUUAAAGCCCUAACACGAAUCCUAUACAAUGUCAAUGUCAACAUCAAAAUCGAACCUGUCGAAGGUGAUCCAAGAAGAUAUCGAUAUCUUUUCAACCAUACAGAUGAACGUGUUGUUGAACAAGUACAACAGAAGCCCAUGCUUCAAAGGAGUCUCUCCACAGAUGUAACGGAUUUCAAAAUGAAUUCGGCAACAUUUUGUAAAGCAUUUCCAUGGCAUUUUAUUAUGAAUGAAGAAUUGGAACUACUGCAGUUAGGUCGAGGUUUCAGUAAGUUAUAUAAACCCUACCUGAACACACAUGGACGUCAGGCAACAACUUAUCUCAGCUUCAAACGUCCAACUGGCUUACCAUUGAAGUUUCGAGAAUUUGUUCGAAGGACUAAUACACCGUUCUUGAUUGCAUUAAAAAAUCCGCCGGGUAAACAGGAAUUCUCUGCAGAGGGUCUAGAAAUAAAAGGCCAAAUGGUGUUUUGCCCGGAAUCCAACUCGCUCCUUUUCAUCGGUUCACCAUUUCUGGAUGGUUUGGAUGGUCUCACCUGUAAUGGGCUGUUCAUUUCCGAUAUCCCCCUCCACGAUGCCACCAGGGAAGUCAUCCUAGUCGGAGAACAAGCGCGUGCUCAAGACGGUCUUCGCCGGCGAAUGGAUAAACUGAAGAGUUCAAUUGAGGAAGCUAACAUUGCAGUAAUGAAGGAAAGAAAGAAGAACGUUAGCCUACUCCACAUGAUCUUCCCAGCGGAAAUAGCUGAGCGACUGUGGCUUGGUGCAAGCAUUGAUGCCAAAACCCACCCCGAUGUCACCAUGUUGUUCAGCGACAUAGUUGGAUUCACAAGCAUUUGCUCCAGAGCAACACCGUUCAUGGUGAUCUCAAUGCUGGAAGAUCUGUAUAAGGACUUUGAUGAGUUUUGUGGAUUCUUCGAUAUUUAUAAGGUGGAGACCAUUGGAGACGCUUAUUGUGUUGCAAGUGGUCUUCAUCGGGCGAGUAUUUAUGAUGCACAUAAGGUGGCUUGGAUGGCGCUUCGUAUGAUUGAGGCUUGUUCAAAGCGAAAAUCUCACGAUGGAGAGAGCAUUAAAAUGCGAAUUGGAUUGCAUACUGGCACUGUUUUGGCCGGGGUGGUUGGCAGGAAAAUGCCGAGGUAUUGCUUGUUUGGACACAAUGUUACGAUUGCCAAUAAGUUUGAGUCUGGAAGUGAAGCGACAAAGAUUAAUGUCAGUCCUACAACUAGAGAGUGGCUUAUAAAACACUCCGGUUUUGAAUUUGAUUUGGAACCUCGCGACCCAUCGUGCUUGCCAAAGGAACUUCCAAAAACAGACGAUGGAAGGACUUGUUACUUUUUGGAAGGUUACAGGCAUCCAACACUGGCCCGUACAGCCCCGUUGCAAACACAUAUCGAGAAGGCAAUGCAAGAAAUAACUAAGGAACAACAGAUAAAUUAGAAGAACACAGUAUUGUUGAAAUUUUUGUUAUUGCAUUCCAUAUAAUCUAUAUUUUUGUUGCACUCUAAUAUGCCUAAUGGGAAUGUUUAAACUCUCUGAAAUUUCAGCCUUCUCUGAAUCGCAGAUGUUUUAAAGUUUAAUGAAUAGAUUCAAACUUUUGGACAAUGCAAUGCAAAAAUAUAUAUUUGAGAGGAAUAAAAUUGAAAAAAAAAUGUAAAUGGUUUAGAAAAUGGGAACAUUGAAUUUUAGCCAAAAAUUGCGAAAUAAAUGUUUAAUUAUAAUGAAAUGAA